Molecule: messenger RNA, 381 nt
Organism: Jaculus jaculus (lesser Egyptian jerboa)
Lineage: Eukaryota; Metazoa; Chordata; Mammalia; Rodentia; Dipodidae
Product: keratin-associated protein 9-3
Exons: 1
Coding region: 1-381 (126 amino acids)
Cellular component (GO): keratin filament
Source: RefSeq, a predicted model, not a curated record
AUGGCCUGCUGCGCUACCAGCUUCUGUGGGUUCCCCAGCUGCUCCACCGGCGGGAGUUUUGGCUCCAGCUGCUGCCAGCCCAGCUGUUGUGAGACCAGCUGCUUCCAGCCACGCUGCUGCCAGCCUGGCUGGGGCAUUGGGGGUGGCUUCGGCUGUGGCCAGGAGUGUGGCAGUGGAGCCGUGAGCUGCCGCGUCAGAUGGUGCCGCCCAGACUGCCGCGUCGAGGGCACCUGCCUGCCCCCCUGCUGCGUGGCGAGCAGCACACCCCCAACCUGCUGCCAGCUGCACCAUGCCCAGGCCUCCUGCUGCCGCCCGUCCUACUGUGGGCAGUCCUGCUGCCGCCCAGCCUGCUGCUGCUACUGCUGUGAGCCUCGCUGCUGA